Messenger RNA from Hypomesus transpacificus, 1797 nucleotides. It is a transcript of the gene tomm40l, whose product is annotated as translocase of outer mitochondrial membrane 40 homolog, like. Gene Ontology annotation, biological process: protein import into mitochondrial matrix. NCBI's taxonomy places the organism in Eukaryota, Metazoa, Chordata, Actinopteri, Osmeriformes, Osmeridae. Gene Ontology annotation, cellular component: mitochondrial outer membrane; mitochondrial outer membrane translocase complex. Gene Ontology annotation, molecular function: transmembrane protein transporter activity. The transcript is spliced from 10 exons. The record is from RefSeq and is a predicted model, not a curated record. The coding region runs from base 89 to 1117 and encodes 342 amino acids.
AGAGUAGGCAGGACUUGCUGAUGACUCAUGACAGUUUCUUCUUCGUUGGUACUGCCGGGUGGUGAAUCGUCCUCUGGAAAUCACAACAAUGGGCAGUGUUUUGGCUGCCAGCUCCCCUAACCCACCGCCAGUUUCGGCUGGGGCGGUCCCAGGUGGCCCUGGGCUGACUGUGCCUCCUGGGUUCAGUAUGCCCCCAGUGUCACCUGUCCUGCCUGCUGGCAGCUCAGCCUCCGGUCAGCAGGGGGAGUCUGAGCCUCCCCUUCCCAACCCUGGGGCGUUUGAGGAGUGCCACCGCAAGUGCAAAGAGGUUUUCCCCAUGCAGAUGGAGGGUGUACGGCUUAUUGUUAACAAGGGCCUUAGCAAUCACUUCCAGGUGAAUCACACAUUAAUGCUCAGCACCCUGGGAGAGUCCAGCUAUCGCUUCGGGGCCACAUACGUGGGCUCUAAACAGAUGGGCCCCGCUGAGUCUUUCCCGGUCAUGGUAGGAGACAUUGACAACAGCGGGAGCCUCAACGCCCAGGUCAUUCAUCAGGUCUCCGAGAAACUCCGCUCCAAACUCGCCUUUCAGACUCAGCAGCAGAAGUUUAUGAACUGGCAGGGGGAUUUCGAGUUCCGAGGAGAGGAUUUCACUGCUGCCGUUACCAUGGGCAACCCAGACGUCCUUGUAGGCUCUGGUAUUAUAGUAUCACACUACCUCCAGUCCAUAACCCCGUCUCUGGCCCUGGGAGGAGAGCUAGUUUACCACAGAAGACCGGGAGAGGAGGGUGCUGUCAUGUCUCUUGCUGGCAGAUACACAGGCAGUAACUUCAUUGCUACGCUGACAUUAGGAGGAGCAGGGGCACAUGCCUCUUAUUACCACAAAGCCAAUGACCAGUUGCAGGUAGGCGUGGAGUUCGAGGCUAGCACUCGUAUGCAGGAAACCAGCGUUUCAUUCGGUUACCAGCUCGACGUGCCUAAAGCCAAUCUACUCUUCAAAGGUUCUGUAGAUAGUAACUGGGUGGUUGGGGCGACGCUAGAGAAGAAGCUGAUCCCACUGCCCCUCUCCUUAGUCCUGGGAGCCUUCCUUAACCAUCGCAAGAACAAGUUCCAGUGCGGUUUCGGUGUUACCAUUGGCUAGACGCUCUGCACCGGGGGGGGGGGGGGGUCACACCCCCUGUGAGACUUCACAGAAAAGACAGACAAACGUACCCACGGCAGGCAUGUUGAAGGCCCAGGACUCGCUCCUCAGUCUCGUGUUUCCUCAACUUGUCUCCCAAAUCUGACUUUGCAAGCUAUUAGUUUUUUUGGGGGGGUGGGGGGUGGGUCACAUUGCAAUAAUGUGUCAAGACUAUAAUAAUCAAUGGAACAAAAUUAAAUAAAAUUGAGGGCGCAUUCAUCCGUCUGCCAGUUAUAGGACAACGAGGUGACGAGACUGUGACCACAAACAUCAGCGACCAACUUGGCGGACAGCUGAACAGGAGGACGUAAAAACAAGUGGUUCCUGGAAAGUCAAAUUACAGUUAGUGUGUGUUUAAUUUGGUCAGUGCCUGUCCGGUUUAAUCUGUCUUUGUUUUGCCUAUGUUUUAUUCCACACUGUUUUGUACUGUAUGGUUUGUCUUGGCAUGAAGUGAAUGACAAAGUUUGUGCAGUUUCUUCGGUUGGUUCAGUUAUGUGAUGAGAGCCAGGGAGAAUGUCGUGGUUUUCAAGCUGUUUGUCUUUUAUUUGUCAUCUUCUAAUGGUCAAUAUAUAUAUAUUAAACGAUAUAUAUUACCUGUAUAUAUCUAUUGGAAAAAUAAUAAAUGCCAUUUCUUAUAAAAA